This is a messenger RNA of Triticum turgidum subsp. durum (durum wheat), 1449 nucleotides long. The record is from the annotation of a GenBank genome assembly. NCBI's taxonomy places the organism in Eukaryota, Viridiplantae, Streptophyta, Magnoliopsida, Poales, Poaceae.
AUGGCCAACCGCGACCGGCUGUUCGACCUCCCCGACUACCUCCUCCGGUGCAUCCUCCGCUUCGCCCCAGCCAAGGAGGCCGCCUCCACGACCGCGCUCUCGCGGCGCUGGCGCACGCCGCUCUGGCGCUCCUCGGGCGCCGUAAACUUCCAGACGCGCGUCCAGGACUACGAGUACCGCGACCGCUAUGGCGGUUAUCGUGAAGAACACAAGGCCCUCUUCUUCUCCCGCCGCGACGCCUUCCUCUCCACGGCCGUGGCGGCACUCGACGGCGCCCAGCACGUCACGAGGCUCACCUUGCGCCUCGAGUCCGAGCGCGAGCGCGACAAACCGAAAGUCAUCGACGUCGCGCCGACACUCACCGUGGUCCGCCUUGAGUCCGUCCUUAUCAAAGUGACAGACGACGCGACUUCACAAUGCGACGCCGCCCCGGAUUGGGGCUACGACGGUCUCCCGGCCCCCAAACAGGCUGCACGCUGCCGCCUCCGAUGCCCAGCAGCCAUUGUGCUCGCGCUCGAGGGCUGCAAGUGGGAGGAGGAUGAGAACCUGAGGCGCCGCCGUCACCACGGAUACUACGCCGAUGACAAGACCACACCCCUCAUCGCGGUGGAGAUCGACUCACCGAGGCUGCGUCGCUUCCGGUACAUGGGGCUUCUCCGGCCAUUCACAUUCAAUCCACAGCCACCGAAGUUGGACCAGGUGCACCUGCAUUUUUUCCCGGGAAAAAAGAGGAACAUGGAUCCAUGCGGCAACCUUGAAAGCUUCUGGCGAUUCGUUGGGAGCUUCACCAGCACCAAGAAGAUGAAUCUACGGCUGAACCACCUUGAGGAUGUGGCCGUGCUCAACGAGGCGAGGCGGGUCGAGCUCCUGCCGGCCUUCCGCCGCCUUGAGUACCUCGAGCUGGAAGGGGUGCAUAGGGGGAGAGGCAAGACAGCGGCGGCAGCCAUUGCAAACCUGCUCCGCUGUAGCAAUGCACUCCGUGACCUCAGGAUCAACCUCACCACGGAUAACGAGGAUGCCUACAAACAAGAAUGGUACAUUACUGAAUUCUUGGAGUGGAAAUUUCAACACGACCGCAACAAGUCCAUGGAUCGUUUCGACCGUUGUGACGAUUCCUUUUCUUCGGAAGGAGAUGGAGAAACCAUCAGUGUUGCCUAUGACGAUGUACCUGAAAUCCCAGGCUUGAGCCGACGCUCCUUCGAAUGCUUGCAGAGCUCGCUGAGGAGAGUGGCCUUGCAAUUCUGGCCGGAGAUGUCCAACUGUCUCGGUAUGAAGCUCGUCAAAUUCUUCGCUAAGAAUGCAACGGUUCUUGAAGAAAUGCACAUCGAUGCUGGAAACGGAAAGUUAUGCGAGCAUGUGAAUCACAAGAUUGAAACAUGGAUCACCCAUUCAUCCAAAAGCAGAAAGUUAGGAGGCCCACGCUUUAUGAUCUUACCCCUCAAGAGAUGA